AUGAUUAUAGAAAUUAAAUAAUUUUUAAAUGGUGAAAAUAAUGAUAUUCCUAACAAAAUAUUAGAAAUAUCUCAAACUGAAGAAGGUUUUAAAUUCUGGAAGAAUGUUAUUUUUAAAUUUAGAAAAUUGAAUACUGAAUAAAUUGAAAAAGUUUAUCAUCUAUUUGAUUAAUCUUAUAUUCAAAAUGUUAUUGAAAUUCCAACAGAAGAAAAACUAACUGAAUAUUUAUAAAUUUGUACAUUAUGCUCCAACUUUACAGAAGGUAAAUACAUUAAAUUUGAAGAUAUAUAUAAAAAAUUACUUAAAUAAUCUAAAGUUUUUAUUUAUGACAAAUUAAUUAUAUUAGGAGAAUAUGAACUUAUUCAUUAAGAGUUAACUGAUGAAUAAAUUAGACAAAUUAAGCCAUUAUAUUUGAAGAAGUUUGUUAAAUAUAUACUUUUAAAUAGAUUAGAUGAAUAUAAUAAAUAUUUAUCAAUAAUCAAAGAAAACUCAUAAUUAUUAUUAAAAAUUGCUUUAAAUGCAAAAGUUAAAUAAAACACUGAAUCAAUUUUGUAUGAAAUUUCAAAGUAAACAUCUAUUCAUAAAGAAUUGUUUGAUAGUUUAAUCCUAAAUUGGAGUAAUAAAAAUUUUAUUAAACAUGCCUCUUUUAAAACUUAAUUGUAUUGCAGUAAUUUAAUUGUUUUAUUUAUUUCAAAUGGAUUUAAUAAUGAUAUAAUACAUGAUGGGAUUUAAAAAAGAUUAAAUACAUAAGCAAAUAUACCUAGAAAAUGUGGAAUAUUGGUAUGGAAAGCUUUUGUGAAAUAAUUAAAUCUUGAAUCAGAAGAUGGUUUUGAUGAACUUAAUGAUGAAGAGAUUGAGGAAGUUUGGAAUGAUAAAAAAAAAGAUGAAAUUAUAAAAUAAAAAAAUGAAACUUAAAUAAUUUAACCAAAUUAAGAAUUUCAUGUAUUUAAAAUUAAUUAAUUAAGGAUUUUGAAAAUGAGUAUGAAGAAGAUGAAUAAUUACUUUUAGUAAAGAAUCUUUAUGAUUGUAUACUUGCAUUAAGAAGUGAAGAUUAAGUUAGGAUAGAUCAAUCUUUGAAACAUCUUCCAUAUCUAAUUAGAAAUAGUUUAGAUCUUCAUAUUCAUGGAUAAACAUUAUGUGAUAUUCUAAUAUUAAAUAGAGAUUGGAAGGCUAAUUAAGAAGAAAUGAGAAUAAAAGCAUUGGUGGCUUUAUCAAUAAUGAAAUCUUAAAUAACUGAUCAUUUAAUUGAAGUUUAUUUUAGUGAAGAAAUUUCAAUAAUGCAAAGAAUUUAUAUAUUGAAGAUUAUUAGAGAAUCAGCAAUUGAACUUUCAUCUAAUCCAAAUAAAUAUCAAUUAGAAAAUUAUAACAAUUUUUAAAAAUCUUAAAAUGAUUCAUUUUACUUUAAAUAAAUAAGCACUAUUUAUAAAAAUGAAGAAUAAUCAGCUAUCAAAGUUAGACCAACACCAUAAUCUAAAAGAUGGGGACAUACUAAAAGAGCUUAUGAAGGACUUUAAAUUGUAUCACCAUAUAUUAAUAGAUUUCAUUAAUUAACAGAACACUUUUAUUUCCCUUUAUUAAUAUAUUCUUAAUCCAAACAUAAAUUAUUAUUAGCAAGAGAACCUUUAUUAAUGUUAAAUUUUCUAGAAGUACUUUUAAAAAUGUUAGAUUGUGGUUAGAAUGCUUUUCAUAUUACAAAAAUGGUUUCAGAAGCUUUUGAUUUUUUGUUGGUUUUUUAAAAAAAUAAAAAUAUUGAAAUUGUAUUAAUGAAAUUAAGAAUCAUACUUAAAAUUACUAUUCUCUUAAAAGGUUAGUUUGAUGACAGAUUAGAAAAAAUUUUAUCAUCACUAAAAUAUGAUGAUCCUUAAGCUAAAUAAUUAUAUGAUUUGAUAUUAUAAAAUUUAGGGAUUUGA
This is a messenger RNA of Paramecium sonneborni, 1910 nucleotides long. Lineage: Eukaryota; Ciliophora; Oligohymenophorea; Peniculida; Parameciidae. The record is from the annotation of a GenBank genome assembly.